Molecule: messenger RNA, 1121 nt
Organism: Morone saxatilis (striped sea-bass)
Lineage: Eukaryota; Metazoa; Chordata; Actinopteri; Moronidae
Product: putative protein TPRXL
Exons: 4
Coding region: 67-711 (214 amino acids)
Biological process (GO): immune response
Cellular component (GO): extracellular region
Molecular function (GO): chemokine activity
Source: RefSeq, a predicted model, not a curated record
GAAGAAAGACCAGCAGACCAUCAAUAAUUAUCCAUUUAAUCUAAUAUCUAUCAUCCUCUUUUGAAAAUGGCAAACAGUAGAACCCUGAUGAAAAGUGCGCUGGUCGUUAUUGUCCUGAUGGCUGUGAUUCACUCUGGAUCAGCAGCUGAGAAACUGGCAUCUUGCUGUAAGAAAGUCAACAAACUGGAGAUAACAGAACCAAUCACAGGAUACCUGAUCCAACGACCUACCCAUGAAUGUGUCCCAGCUAUCAUCCUUCAAACAGAAAAAGGUCUCUUCUGCAGUCCAGUGAAGGCCGAGUGGGUUCGUCGCAAAGUUCAGGCGUUCUUGAAAGCAAAAGCUCAGGCCACUACUUCAUCUGUGGUCCCCUCGUCUACUGUCUCCCUCCUCUCCAUCAUCACAUCCACUGCCUCUCCUCCUUCAUCCUCAACUCCUCCUUCAUCUGUGGUCCCCUCGUCUACUGUCUCCCUCUUCUCCAUCAUCACAUCCACUGCCUCUCCUCCUUCAACCUCAACUCCUUCUUCAUCCUCAUCUCUCCCGUCAUCCUCAACUCCUUCUUCAGCCUCAACUCCUUCUUCAUCCUCAUCUCUUCCGUCCUCCUCAUCUUUUCCUUCCUCAUCCUCUCUUCCGUCCUCAUCCUUUCUUCCAUCCUUCCUCUCCACAUCCGAGAUGCCUGCUGGUGAAACCUUUUCAGAAACGGACAACGAGUAGACCCUCAUCUUCACUACCUCCGGCCAAUGACUAGUUUGUCAGAAGUUACCGAUUAUGGACUGAAACAAUAAUGUUAUAGUAAUGUUUGAAAUAGCACUUGAAUAACAUAAUUAUGUCAAUGUAUGACUUUAUGUUGAAUAUUUAGUUUCUUUCAAUGUCUUUUGAGUGACAUUAUUUAUUAGUUUAAUUUAACUGACCAGAGCUGAUAGUAUUCAUGUAUUUAUUACCAAGUGUAUUUAUCAAUGUUUACAAGUUACUGUAUACAACUUUACGAUCAAAUGGUUUGAUGAUUUCAAUCUCUCUGAGAAAAUGUUUUAGGAUAUUUAUUUAUUUGAAAGCCUGUAAUAACUUUUUAUCUAAAGAAGAAGUUGUGCAGCUGUAAAAACAUCUGUCAAAAAUAAAUGUUGCAC